This is a messenger RNA of Scutellospora calospora, 136 nucleotides long. NCBI's taxonomy places the organism in Eukaryota, Fungi, Glomeromycota, Glomeromycetes, Diversisporales, Gigasporaceae. The record is from the annotation of a GenBank genome assembly.
AUGUCCUCAUCUGCAUCAUCAUCCAUAUCACUUACUCUAGAGCCUACAAAUGAUACUUUUAUCACAAAGAGAAUAAAGCUUAGUGAUAAACCAGUCAGGAUAGGGCGUACGACUAAUAAAAAUUCCACACCAUUAG